Dromaius novaehollandiae (emu) is the source of this 741-nucleotide messenger RNA. It is a transcript of the gene MPC2, whose product is annotated as mitochondrial pyruvate carrier 2. The transcript has 5 exons. NCBI's taxonomy places the organism in Eukaryota, Metazoa, Chordata, Aves, Casuariiformes, Dromaiidae. Gene Ontology annotation, cellular component: mitochondrial inner membrane. Gene Ontology annotation, biological process: pyruvate import into mitochondria. The record is from RefSeq and is a predicted model, not a curated record. Bases 155 to 556 code for a protein of 133 amino acids. Gene Ontology annotation, molecular function: pyruvate transmembrane transporter activity.
AGCCCCCCUCUCCCCUGAUGCGCACCGCUCAGGUGGGUGGGGCGUGCUGGGGGCCGCCGAAGGACGGCGGGUCGCGAAGGGACGGAGUCACCGGCGGCCGUCGCCGCCCGUUGCCUGUCGCCACCCGGCUCAGCCUGCUCCGCUCCGUCCUGCUAUGGCGGCCGCUGUCGCGGGGCUCCGUGCCUCCUACCACCGCCUGCUCGACCGCAUCGAGCUCAAGCUGCCGCCGCGGCUCCGGCCCUUUUACAACCACCCAGCAGGUCCCAAAACAGUGUUCUUCUGGGCACCUGUUAUGAAAUGGGGUUUGGUAUGUGCAGGAAUGGCUGAUAUGACCAGACCAGCAGAAAAGCUGAGCACAGCACAGUCUGCAGUAUUAAUGGCCACAGGCCUUAUUUGGUCAAGGUACUCUCUGGUUAUUAUUCCUAAAAACUGGAGCCUGUUUGCUGUGAACUUCUUUGUUGGCUGUGCUGGUGGUUCUCAACUCUUCCGAAUAUGGAGGUAUAAUCAGGAGCUAAAAGCAAAACAACAAGGGCAAUUGCAGCAAAAGGAUGCUUAACCCUACAGCCCAAACCCAGCUACGCACAAACCCUUCCCAGUGGGACCUAGCUUCACUAAUUUUAAUAUUUUUCCUCUAAUGAAAGAAGAAAUCUAAGUGUCUGGAGAGCAAGAGUUUUUCUAAGUGCAAAUAACAAAGUAACUCUAUGCAUUUAAAUAAAGUGCAGCCUUUUAAAUUUAAGUAAA